Exophiala bonariae is the source of this 684-nucleotide messenger RNA. RefSeq lists its product as uncharacterized. Lineage: Eukaryota; Fungi; Ascomycota; Eurotiomycetes; Chaetothyriales; Herpotrichiellaceae. The coding region runs from base 1 to 684 and encodes 227 amino acids. The record is from RefSeq and is a predicted model, not a curated record. The transcript is spliced from 2 exons.
AUGGCUGACCGAAAGCCUCCAAUAGCUCGGAUGGUGUUAAAUUACAAAGGAAUUGACUAUCGCACCGUAUGGGUGGAGUACCCUGACAUCGAACCUCUAAUGAAACCGCACCUUCCGCCGAACAACGACGACAAAUUUAUCUCGUACACCUGUCCAACAAUACAGCUGCCUGAUGGCGAGUGGAUCAAGGACUCGCUCAAGAUUGUGAAGCGCCUUGAACAGCUCUAUCCACAAAAGCCGCUUGGCUUAGCGUGCGAUCCUUACCUCGAGGAGGUGUUGGAGCUCACAGAGAAGACCAUCAAGACCAUCAUGCCGGACUUCGCUCCCAAAGUUGCAAAGAAAAUUCUUGACGAGGCAAGUCAAGAGUUCUUCCAGCGCACUCGAAAGGCUUUGUUCGGAGGCCGGACGCUAGAUGAAGUGUCGGCUGAGCUUGGUGGAACACAGGCAUAUGGCAAAGCUGCACCGCUUGUCGAGCGUGUCACGGAGCUGCUCAAUAAGGAUUCCGCUGGCCCGUAUUUUCAGGGAAACACUGUCAGCUAUGCAGACUUUGUCUGGACCGCUUUAUUGGCUUUUCUCGAGACGUUGGGUGACGGUUCUCUGGAACUGUUAAUUGGUGCGGAUAAAUCGAGUCAUCUUGCAAUGCUUGAAGCUUGUCGACCAUGGUUGGCGCGGGAUAGUCACUGA